GACGCCAUCGGAACUUUUUUCGCUUGGUCGUUCCUUCGAGCUCUUGCUGCAAGCAUUGGGCAAUGACCGGGACCGUGUUGGGGAUGCGAUCUACGGGGUCCUGACUUCUGCGUUGCUAGCCGUGAAGGAAAGUUUCAUCACUCCAAGGGCAGUCUUGUCUUUGGCCCUUUUCAAUGGCUUUCGAGUGCUUGGCCACAAGAGCGAAGAUCCCGAAGAGUUGAGGCUCUUUGUUGAGACCAUGGCUUUUAAGCAUUUGGGACAAGAUGUGACGCUAGCACGCGUGAACAACGUCAUCGAUGGCUAUCGCGAACUCAUGCAGCAAAAUGUCAGACAACUGCCACCCGGCAGUGUGCUGGCAUGGCAGAAGUUGCUGACCUACACUGGUUCGUGUUUCAGGCCAUUGGGCGAUGUGGGAAUCCCGGAGCUCACGGGCAGAGAGACACGGGUUGGAGAUUCUUUCAGAAGCACCUAG
This is a messenger RNA of Cladocopium goreaui, 472 nucleotides long. The record is from the annotation of a GenBank genome assembly. NCBI's taxonomy places the organism in Eukaryota, Dinophyceae, Suessiales, Symbiodiniaceae.